UGGAGACCGAAAGUCCACGCUGAGCUUCUGGUCUUGGAUCAUUUCUGGACACAAAGUCUUGAGUUUUUAGAUGGAGACCGGUUCAUAGCAUGCAGCAAGCCGGCAUGUUAUUGCUGCUAUCAUUACAUCGCAGCUCAUCCUGGGCGGUUUGAGGUUCCCCCAAGUCACAACAAUUGUUGGAUACGGUGGAGGGCGCCAGACAUAUUCGACAGCACCAGACAGGACCUCCUGAAAACGCGUGAAGACAUCUUGAAUGCGAUGGCUAAGAAGAUACGCAUAGAAGUUCUGGAACAGAUCCGUGAGCGGCGAGGGCCAAGAGCCAACCGACCAGACUCACUGACAGAAAUAUCC
This is a messenger RNA of Mollisia scopiformis, 351 nucleotides long. RefSeq lists its product as uncharacterized. The transcript has a single exon. Lineage: Eukaryota; Fungi; Ascomycota; Leotiomycetes; Helotiales; Mollisiaceae. The annotation marks the transcript as partial. The record is from RefSeq and is a predicted model, not a curated record.